This is a messenger RNA of Cylas formicarius (sweet potato weevil), 4727 nucleotides long. RefSeq names its product dorsal-ventral patterning protein Sog (gene sog). The transcript has 7 exons. Gene Ontology annotation, molecular function: protein binding. Bases 521 to 3349 code for a protein of 942 amino acids. Lineage: Eukaryota; Metazoa; Arthropoda; Insecta; Coleoptera; Brentidae. Gene Ontology annotation, biological process: multicellular organism development. The record is from RefSeq and is a predicted model, not a curated record.
CGCAUCGUACCGUUUCCCAUUCCAUUGACAAAGUCAGCAGAGUCCACUCCGCCACCUUUAAUUAGUUUUAGUAUUAUGAUCGUAAUCCGUCUUCGUUAUGGAAAUAAAGCGAUCUCGGACAAGACCGACGAAUCACGGCGAAGAGAUUCGGGCCUAGCCUGCGUUACCCACCCUCCGAUUGGUCAGUGCUCGAAGGCGCAUCGUCUGUUUCAAGAGGAUUCCGUAGUCCUACAGGAUCAAAUGAGCCUGCGAGAGCAAGGAGUUUAGAGUAGGGGAACAGUACAUAGGCAUCACGUUUGACUUUCUUCUCAAGCAGUAUAGUCAGCGCUGUAGAAGCGUUUAAACAUACAGACGUCAGUUGCACAGGUUGUCACCAUUCAUUACAUAAAUAGUUUGCCCGCUGUAUCGGCUCGAAGAUAUGGUAUUCGUGAAAAUUUAAUACGCGAAGAACGUUGAUAAUUUUAUUGUGAAGUGCCCGGUGCGCCGUUGUGUUUUUGUCCUGACUCCGUAUUUUGCGAAAAUGCAUUUCGAAAACUGUUUGAUUUUUUUGGUGUUGGUUAGUUUCGGCGGCUCGAGUCACGCGAGGAAUAAGGCGCCCUUGCUGGACGAAGACAGCGUGAAGACGAGAAAUAAAGCGGCCGAAUGCGUGUUCGGGAAACAAGUACGCGAACUAGGUUCCACGUGGAUACCAGACCUGGGUGUCCCGAUUGGCGUUCUAUAUUGUAUGAGAUGCGAGUGCGUCGCUUUUCAGAAGAAAAGACGGAUAGUGGCGCGGGUUCAAUGCCACAACAUUAAAAAGGAAUGCCCGGAACCCACUUGCGAUGAGCCCGUUGUUCUCCCAGGACAGUGCUGUAAGACGUGCCCAGGGGAUAGCCAGAAUUUCGACGUUCAGCAAGACAUCGUCCCACAGAACCUAUUCGAGGAGGAAGAGAGAAGCAAUAAACAUUACGCUGCCCUUUUAACCGGCCGAUCUUCGCUCACGCUGAAGAACGAAUUCAUGAAGCCGACGGCCACCGAUUGGAACAAGAACAACGCCGUGGCGACGGGAAGGUUCACUCUCCACAAAAAGAACCUAUAUUAUUCAUUUUACGUGUCGGAAAAAGCCGCCCGGCCUCAUUCGUUGCAGUUCGUCAAAAGUAACGGCGACAUUUUGGAAGAGUUUAAGCUUUCGUACGGGUCGAGCUUGGUGAACAGCGUAUACCAGAACGCCACGCGGAAGGUGUGCGGCGUGUGGAAGAGAUUGGCCAAGGAUUACAGGCGGUACCUCAAACAGGAAGAUUUAUACGCCGUGCUAGUGUGGGGAGUCAAAGAUCAGGCGGAGUUCACUCUGAGCGGGAGGCUCAUGAAGUACGUCGCUCUGGAAAGCGAAUGGUUCAGCUCGCUGCUGGAACCGGAACCCGACACAGACUCGCUGGCAAUGACCGGGGCGGGAGGUACCGCUAUCGUGUCGACUUCGACGUCGGUCACCCCAUCCAUACACCUGGCUAUAAUUUUCAAUGGCUUAUUCACUUCAUCUGAAACUCGAGACGUGCCGAUAAACGUGACGCUGUCGCUGGACGAAAAGAAACAAGUGAUACUGCAAGAAACGAUCCACGUCCCGAACCCCGCGAGAGACGUGAACGUAAUCGACAUCAGUUCCCCACUAACUUCAGCUCAUUUGCGUCUAUUAACCAGAGGUCGCUUGGUAUUAAGCGUUUCCUCUGUUUCCAAACCCGAUGCGCUUAAAUUGAGCGGAAACGUCAUUACUAAGACGUCGUGCGAGCUGUUCCAAACGGCCCUGGCGUCGCCCGGAUCAGCCCCCGACGGAAUCAACGGCAUGGCUUGGUUUUACCUCAACAACGACGGCUCGCUGGUCUACAACAUUCAGAUCGAUAAGCUUUCGGCCAAGGAGAACCCUCCCAUUAUACGACUAAUCGACGUUAAAACCAAAAAGAACACCGAGGACUUGACGCCGUAUUUCCAAAACGACGGAUGGGCGAACGGCACGCUGGACAAGCUCAGUCCGAAGGUGUUGGAACCGCUGUAUUCCGGCGACUUAACGAUCAACGUCGGCACCGCUAGCGAGAACACUUUAGUGAAAGGAAGACUCGUCGCCAAGCCGGUCACGGAUGCCAGGGAUUCCCCGGCCCCCGUUUUAUUAAAACGGGAAAAUUCGAGUCUGCCUGCGUCGGUUGUCGGUCUCGCAUGGAUAUCCGUGGACCUCGACUGUUACAUCCAUUACGACGUCUCCGUGAACGGCAUGAGCGGCGACCGGAAAUUGGAGCUAUGGAUGGAAUUGUAUCCGUUGAUAGCGCCCGGCGCUCCUUUUAUCAACAAGCACCUGGAGGACUUUCAGGGGAACGCGGUCGAAGGAAGUCCCGUCGAGAUUCUCACGAAAGAGGAGCUCACUCGGUUGGAGAACGGUGCCAGUUUCAUUAAGAUUAAGGACCAGGAGACCAAGGCUGUCCUGCUAAUGGCAAUAAUUACGAAGGUUUCCAUACCACCAACAUGCCGGUCUUCCUAUUCCGCGAACGACAACAACGUCCGACAAUUCGACCAUCCCGAAAUCAUCUCGACCGGGGAGUGCUUCUUUGAAGAAAAAUUCUACCAAGAAGAAACGUCCUGGGUGUCCUCUAAGAACCCGUGCCAGAUGUGCUUCUGCCAGAACGGCAUAACCAAAUGCGACUUUAUGCCCUGUCCCGACAUCGAUUGUCCGAACGGAAAGAAAAUACACGUCGAAGGGGAAUGCUGUCCGGUCUGUUCAACCAACGCGACUAUAAGCGAAAAUAACAUCCAGAAAUGCAUAUUCAACGGACGCUCGUACUCACCGGGAAGCAAAUUUCACCCGUUCUUGAUUCCUUCCGGUUUCGAUUUAUGCACGGAAUGCACCUGUGAUCUUAAUUAUCCUGAGAUCAAGUGUAUGAGGUUGAACGAACACGAAAAGAAUUGCUGCAAGAACUGCAAGAAGGGCGGUAUCAACGAUAACGAUCCUCUUUCUGAUGACUUCGUGCCAGUUGAUAUGACCAAGUUUGCCAAAAAGGAUCAAUACGUGAAGAAGGAAGAGAGUCUGGCCCACAAGAUUUUAUCCGAGGGGGGAUGCAAGAAUACGUACAAUCCCAAGAAACCGUUUGCCAAUGGAAGCGAGUACCACCCUUUCAUCGAUUCGCUGGGGGAGUACAAGUGUGUCACUUGUAAAUGUCAGAACGGAGAGCAACUCUGCAAGCGGCAGCAUUGCAGCGUGAACACGUGCAAAAAAAUGUUCGAACUGAAACGAAGAAAGGAGAAGAUAAUUUCGUCAGAUUUCUGUUGCUCCCUGAAGGAUUGCCGUAACAAGCUCAGACACAAAAGAAGGCCGCAGGUCACGAGUUAAAACCCCGGUUGGUUUUUGGAUGAAGCCAAACGGAUUUUUAAAUAUGGAACUUAGGGCUCGGUCCCAGUUACCUACGUACCAAAGAAGACUGAAACAAUUGUAAGAUGGACGGCGACGAGGUGGUAAUUUAACUUUAUGAAAGCGCGCAGGCGCAUAAAUUCAUUGUGAAUUCUUUAGGAUUAGGGGAUAGUGCAGUCAGCAAGUUCGAACGGCAGAUUAUUUAUAUUUAUUUUUGUUACUUAUUUGGUAUAAUGCAGGGAUCAACUUGUACGGCUGCAGCCGAGGUUAUUUAUUUGACAUAAUUGUAAAUUAUUCCAUAAUUGUAACGAGUUUCUAUGUGUUUUCCGGUGUCGCCAGCUUUUCGCGUUUAAAAAUAUAGUUAUCCAAACGAACAGAAAAUUGUUGAGGUUGAAGAUAAUAUUUGAUGACAAUGAAUUAACGAUUUGAUUACUUCGGAGGCACCAUUUAACACUCCAACACUGGUAGUUACUCAAUACUCAUUAGAGAUAAAGGCUGAGCGAUAUAAGGAAAGACAUCAAAUUACGGGGUGUAGCCAGUUUAAUUGGCACGUGGCAUUGGAAGGCAUUUACGUUAGAGGGGCCAAUUAACUGGGAAGCGCUCCGUUAUGUAUAAUACUUCUGUAUAAUAUUUAUACUUCCGUAACAUAGUUUUUGAUGUUUUUCCAGUAUGAAAAUAUACCAAGUUUACUUUAAUUAGGACAUAUCAAGAUUGGUGCCAUACCAUCAGUUGCAGGUACUUAAGCGCCAUGCGGUUCUUGUAAUAAAAGAAAUCUAGUCCCAGGUAGCGUAUUUUGUAUAAUGGAUUGAAUUUAGUUUUCUUGUUCCGCGUCGGGUCAUUAUGAUGAAGGUGAAGAAAAUGUGCUUGUAAGUAACGGAAGGCUUUGUGAUAGACGGUAAAUGAUUUGAUUGUAAACAAAAGUUUUUUUCCGCAAAAACCACAAUACGUAUUGGAAUCUCCGUUUGCAAUAUUUCAGUAUUUUGCUAAAUUAUUUUAUUACCAGUUAACGAGUGAAUGCGGUAUAUGUUUGGCGAUUGAGAUUGAUAAUUUUAAUUAAUGUAAAUAUAUCGAUAGUUUCGCAUUAGUAAGAGAAACGUAUAGUAAUAUGCUUGUACAUUUUUCUAUUUUGUAAGAAAGUGGAUAUUUUAAUUUAUUAGUGAAAUAAAACCAUAUAUAAACUAACUUAAUAUCAAUUAAGUUGUAAUAUAUUAGGUUUACGUAUCGGGCGCCACUUUGCAUUUGAUAAUAUUUAUUUAAUAGAAAGCAACAAUAUGUAAUUGUGAAUAUAUAUCGAGAUGUGUUAGCAAAUGCACUAUAACAGUACAGCUAUGUUUAAAUCUUGUACCUGCUUUAGGUCUAA